AUAGCAGGCGGUGAAUACAGGCCGCGUGACGGCACGCCACAAAAAAGACAACCACUCGCGAACGUAUACUCACCGAGACGAUGGCCCUCGCGGGCCAGCCCGCGGACGACGCCGCCACGCUCGCCUUCGGGCCCGAGUUCCCGCUGGACAGCUGCGAGUGCCUCUCGGACGCGGAGGUCACGACGAUCCUCGACACGCACCUGCGCAGCUCGGCCGCGGCCGACCGGCCGUUCCCGCGCAAGGCCCUGGAGUACGCGCGGCGCAACGUGGGCGCGCGGCCGCUCGAGGCGGUGAAGACCGAGGCCGUGCACGUGCGGCAAGCGCUGCAGGACCUGGACUUCGAGGGCACGGACGCCGGCGCGCUCCACGUCUUCGAGGUCGCCGCGAUCACCAAUCUGAUGGGCCGGGACUCGGAGCCCGAGGAGGCCCGGGCCCUGGUGCCCAGCCUCCGCCGCUACGACGACGACCAGCUCGGGCGCAUCCUCGCGGCCGCCGCUGGCGCGCGACAAAACUAA
Pelagomonas calceolata is the source of this 515-nucleotide messenger RNA. Lineage: Eukaryota; Pelagophyceae; Pelagomonadales; Pelagomonadaceae. The record is from the annotation of a GenBank genome assembly.